Xenopus tropicalis (tropical clawed frog) is the source of this 7547-nucleotide messenger RNA. RefSeq names its product BR serine/threonine kinase 1 (gene brsk1). The transcript has 19 exons. The record is from RefSeq and is a predicted model, not a curated record. The coding region runs from base 704 to 3208 and encodes 834 amino acids. Gene Ontology annotation, molecular function: nucleotide binding; kinase activity; tau-protein kinase activity. NCBI's taxonomy places the organism in Eukaryota, Metazoa, Chordata, Amphibia, Anura, Pipidae.
GGUUACUACAGCUGGUGCCUCUACGUCAGGCUGCAGGGAGUUAGUGUUUGUUUGCAUGUGGGUGGAGGUGGGUGGCAGGCAAGGGUUAAUUUAAUUGUAGCUGUCACCGAAUGCCCGGAUGCUGAUGUAAGGACAGAGAGAGAGGGAGAGACAGAGAGAGAGAGAGAAGGCUGCAGAUUGCAGAGGAGGCAGCAGGGAGAGAGGGAUUAGAGAGGAACAGCCUGCGAGGAGGGGUCAGCAUACAUCAGCAGAAACAGCAGCAACGAGAGAGAGAAUCGAGCAGUGAUCUGCAUCCAGCACAAGCACGGGCUGCAUCCCUCCUGAUGAUGCUGGUACCAGGAGUGUAGCAUUCCCUCUUACCCUCCCCCUUCCCCUCUCUCUCUCCCCAUUUCCCCCUCCCCCUUGGAUGCAUCAGCAAAGAGGAGCACAGAUCCUUUUCCCCCUUGCACCCCCCCAUUAAAAAAAAAAAGAAAAAAAAAAAUAACCUUAUAGUAAAAAAAAAAUUUCAAGGAAGAAGGAAAAAAAAAAUCCCCAUAGAUGCAAAGGGGGACUUCCAGGACCAGGGACUAGGAGAGCAAAGGGGGGGACAAUCACAGCAUUGUGUAUCUCUCUCUCUCCUCCUUUCCUAUUGUUCCAGCCUGGGAGAAAAGGACAGGCCUUUUAAGAAGAGAAAUAAAUAGAAACCAAAACAAAGGCGGGCACCAUGUCCAGUGGCAAGGAGGCAGGUGGAAUUCACCCGUACCAGCAGCAACAACAUGCCCAGUACGUUGGACCCUACAGACUGGAGAAGACCCUUGGCAAAGGACAGACAGGCUUGGUUAAACUAGGUGUCCACUGUAUAACGGGACAGAAAGUGGCAAUAAAGAUUGUAAACAGAGAAAAGCUCUCCGAGUCUGUAUUAAUGAAGGUAGAAAGAGAGAUCGCAAUCCUCAAGCUGAUUGAACACCCCCACGUUCUCAAGCUGCACGAUGUCUAUGAGAAUAAGAAAUAUUUAUACCUGGUGCUUGAACAUGUGUCCGGAGGAGAACUUUUUGACUAUUUGGUUAAAAAGGGCCGGCUAACUCCGAAAGAGGCACGCAAAUUCUUCCGACAAAUCAUAUCCGCCCUUGACUUCUGUCACAGCUACUCCAUAUGCCACAGAGACCUGAAGCCAGAAAAUUUAUUACUAGAUGAAAAAAACAACAUCAGGAUAGCAGACUUUGGGAUGGCGUCACUGCAGGUUGGCGACAGUUUACUAGAAACCAGCUGUGGGUCUCCUCACUAUGCAUGUCCCGAGGUGAUCAAGGGGGAGAAGUACGACGGGCGCCGAGCCGAUGUAUGGAGCUGUGGAGUCAUCCUAUUUGCGCUUCUUGUGGGAGCAUUGCCCUUUGAUGACGAUAACCUACGUCAGCUUCUGGAGAAGGUGAAACGUGGGGUAUUCCACAUGCCUCAUUUUAUUCCUCCAGAAUGUCAGAACCUGCUCAGAGGGAUGAUUGAGGUGGAACCAGAGAAGCGCCUCAGUCUAGAACAGAUCCAGAAGCAUUCCUGGUAUUUGGGAGGCAAGAAUGAGCCUGAACCUGAGCAGCCGACUCCACGGAAAGUGGCGAUCAGGAGGAUUCACUCUGUUAGUGAGUUUGACCCCGACGUGUUAGACAGCAUGCACUCCUUGGGCUGCUUCAGGGACAAGACCAAACUGAAGCAAGAGCUGCAGAAUGAGGAUGAAAAUCAAGAAAAGAUGAUUUAUUAUCUUCUCCUCGAUCGGAAAGAAAGGUAUCCCAGCUGCGAAGAUGAAGAUCUUCCACCUCGGAAUGACAUAGAUCCUCCGCGCAAACGGGUCGACUCCCCAAUGCUGAAUCGUCACGGCAAACGCCGCCCGGAGCGGAAGUCUAUGGAAGUCUUAAGUGUGACAGACGGGGGUUCCCCAGUCCCUGCACGAAGGGCUAUUGAAAUGGCACAGCAUAGUCAAAGGUCUCGAUCUGUCAGUGGCGCAUCGACAGGCCUCUCUUCCAGCCCCCUCAGCAGUCCAAGGAGUCCCGUUUUCACUUUCUCCCCCACACCGCUGGAACCGGCCGAAGGGGAGGACCCCCGAGCAAUCUGGCAAUCCAAAGCGGCGCACCGCCAGCCCGACCCGAAGACCCAGACGCUGCCGGCUAAGACCAGCCUGGGAGAGAAGCCCCUGCACACUAUUAAAUCCAACCCGCUCCCCAUAACCAUGGCCGCCUCCUCCCCACCGCAUGACUCCUCAUCUUCGCCUCAUCGCUCCCCUCUGUCCCCCCCUUUCUUCCCCACCUCGCUGCCCGCUCGCUUUUUCCCUGGUACUAAAUCCGCCACCAAAUCUGUCCCUUUGCCGCAGGUGACCCCUCACCCUUCUCCCCGAGGUAGUCCCCUCCCUACGCCGCUGGGCACCCCAGUGCAUACGCCCAAGGACAGCCCGACUGGGACGCCCAGUGGCACCCCUCCCUCAAGUCCCGGUGUUGGUGGGGUGGCUUGGAAGACACGGCUUAACUCCAUUAAGAACAGCUUCCUUGGUUCCCCUCGGUUCCACCGUCGGAAAUUGCAAGUUCCGACUCCUGAGGAAAUGUCAAGUCUUACGCCAGAAUCCUCACCUGAGCUUGCUAAAAAGUCCUGGUUUGGAAACUUCAUCAACCUGGAUAAAGAAGAGCAGAUCUUCGUGGUCAUUAAAGACAAGCCUCUUAGCUCCAUUAAAGCCGACAUUGUCCAUGCUUUCCUAUCAAUUCCAAGUUUAAGUCACAGCGUGAUUUCCCAGACCAGCUUCCGAGCAGAGUACAAGUCAUCAGGGGGUCCCUCUGUGUUUCAAAAACCUGUCAAGUUUCAAGUGGACAUCAGUUAUUCCGAAGGGGCUGAAGCACAAAAGGAGAAUGGAAUAUACUCUGUGACCUUCACUCUAAUAUCAGGUCCCAGCCGCAGAUUUAAGAGGGUAGUAGAAACAAUUCAGGCACAACUGCUGAGCACACAUGACCAGCCUUCAGUUCAGGCCCUGGCAGGAUCAAAUGUUACAGCAAGAACCCAGAUGGAGUGUUCCCUGGAUCACCUUCUCUUCUUGCCACCAGAUGAGAAGAAUGGACAGCAGAGCCGGCCCCCAGGUACCCCAACCCGAAGCUGCCAGAAUUCCCGGCGCUCGGAGCCUGACAUGGCCGAGCACCACCGGAGAGGUUCCUCAAAGGACAAGAAACUUUUGGCAUCUAAUGGAACGCAAACACAGCCAUGACCUAGGAUUUUACAUAGGAGCCAGAAAAUGUGUCUGGCACAACCACGAACAGCCACUAUAAAAUGAACAAAGCAACGCAAGAGCAAACAGCGCCCGAUGUCAGAGCGAAAAUAAACUCACAUGGAUACGCCUACCGUACACUAACAGGCACAUACAUGUACAUUCUGCCCUAGGUGUACCCUUACUCCCAAGCAUACAAGGAUGCCGACUGGAACGCAUAGCAGAGCUGACUAGCUUUAUCGCUACACAGACACGUACAAGUACACGGACAUUACAAAAAUAAAAUAAAGAGCACAUAUCCAGAAGAGAGCGUGUGAUUGGCCGGGAGGAACAAACGUUGGCGUUACUGUGAAGCUGUAAAUAUUUCCAAAAAAUAAAAAAAAUGACAAAAAAAAAAAAACAAAACAAAAAAACCACAGCAAGCGGGGAAAGAAAAUAAAAUAGUAUGGAUACAAAAACGUACGAAGAAACUGACAUUUACCAUGAAUAACUUAUUUUUCUUUAUUUUUUAUGUUCAUAUUUAUUUAUUUAUGUGGAAAAUGGGGGUGGGGCUAUUUCAUUUCAGUUUUUUUUUUGUCUAUUUCUGUUCUUUGUUUUUCAAAGGCAGCUGACGCCAAAAGACCCAACCCUUCUCUAGCACAUCCCCCAAACUCUCAUUUUAUAACCUGGAACUCCAUAGGCAUCUUGUACCCCCCCCCCCACCCCCAAGUUCCUGGAACUUACUGGCCCGGUGUGAACGCAGCAUAUCCUUGCACAUGUAUGUAAUGGCAAUAUCUCACUACUAGAAGUACCAUCAGGUUCUAUGACCUUUGUAUAUCUAGUGAUCUUGGUCGCUCCUAUUAAAUGUAGUUUAGGAGAGCCUCAUCUUAUCAAAUAAGAGCUCUUUGAAACUCUCCAUCAAAGGGCUUCCGCUAUCAUCUCUGCAUGGGCAAACCACACGUGCCAUUGUAGAAAACCAGACACAGUAACCUACAGAACAAAUCUUGGGGUCCAUCUUUCACCCUCUGCUGGAAGUGCCGGAGGUCCGACUUCAAAAACUGAACGUUUCCUCUGUUUUGUCUGACUGCUGAAUGGUUUCUUAAACAUUUAGUCUUCGUUUUUCUUUCUUUUUUUUUUUCCUUCCUUUUUGCCUGUUCCGAAUAUAUCUUUGCUUACCUAUUCAUGUAUGCAACUAUUUAUGUUGUCCUUGUGUGAUAUAUUUCAGGGGCACACACACAGAGUAAUAAUAAUUUGAAUGAGACAAUGUGAUAAGUAACCACUGCAGAUGUUCAAAGUCUGUACCCCUUUGGGAAUGCAGGGGUCGUCAGCAGAUUGGGGUGGGGGGGGGGCUGCAGCUUAGCGGAAACCCAUUUGGGCCCCUAGAGGGUUCGAAAUGGGCGGUUCUCAAAAACCCAAUACUGUACCUUCCUUGGUAGACUCACAUGUCUGCAUUUGUUUUCCCUAUCAGCUGCUAUAAUGUUAUUACUAUGGCAAUAAGGCACAUCUGGUGUGGGAUUUAUUGAUGACAUUUUAAUCCCUAAAGUGCCAUAAUAUAUAAUAAUGCCACAGUGAUCUUACAGUGAUAACACUGGUACUUUUAUUUUUUUCUUUUUCUUUUCUGUUUAAUAUGCAGCCACAUGUUUAAUGUAAAAAAAAAAGAAAAAAGUCAUUCUGGUUGCACCUGUGAUACAAAUAUAUAAAUAUAUAUUUAUUUAAAUAAUAAUGUAACUUUUCUUUUGGAAAACUCAUAGGAAUGGCUGAUUAAUAUGUGGUGGGAAUUAUGAGCAUAUGUAUAUCCUUUUUGUCUUUUUUUUUUUCAUCCAAGAGUAUUAAGCCAGAAUUCAAAAUGAAAAACAAAAACCCAGCUUAAAGUGUUUUGUCUUUCACUCUUCCUUCUGUUCUUGUGCAAGGGAAAGGGAGAGAGCAUCAUGGGGUGGUGGACAGGCAGCCGGUGUGCUGGGUAGCUUUCUUAUGAUUAGAUGGUGCUGAAUAUAUAGUGUUUGUACUUAUUAUGCAGCAGAGAGCCGUUCAGCACACAGCCGGAGAGCACAAGGGGGGAACACAGUGCCCCCCGGCCAAGUCGCUGCUAUACGGAGGGCACUGUAUUGCAGUGAAAUACAUGAAUGUAAACCUUUAAUAGGAGAGUGUCACCUAAGGUGAUAGAAACUACUGCACUCACUCAUUGGGUGGGAUGUCUAUGUAUUCAGAAAAAUAAACAAAUAUCAACAAUGUGAUGACCUUACCAAUGCAUUCAAUUAAGGGAAAGCUAUGGAAAGGCAUAAGCUUGUUAUUAGAUAUUGGUAGCAUCUUGGGUGGGGGUCCCCAACCUUUUUUUUGUAAGAAAGAGUUGGGUAGCAACACAAGAAUCAAAAAAAGUUCCUGGGGUGCCAGAUAAGGGCCAUUAUUGUUUAUUUAGUAGCCCCUAUAUGGACUGGCAUCCUACAAUGGCAGUACACAUGGUUUUUAUACAACCAAAACUUGCCUCCAAGCCAUGAAUUAAAAAAUAACCACCAGCUUUAAGGCCACUGGGAGCAACGUCUAAAGGGUUGGGGAGCAACAUGUUGCCCCCGAGCCACUGAUCUAGGGUAACUAAUGAUCCUUUAUUACCUGUCAGACCACUUCCAAAACUGGUUGGAAAGUGAUUAUAAGGAAUAAGGCAAACAGCGACGGUUCAGGUUAAGGUUCUUCUGUAGGGAGGUAACAUUGACUUCAUCAAUAUUGUGUUCUCCAAGCCGCUUUAUUAAUUAUACAUUACAACUAAAUAUUCUGCAUGGUUUCCAGUUCUUCUUUCAUAUAUUGGGGACUUUAGGCCUCCUCUGCAUGCUGGUGACUUUAGGCCAACAGAACAAAACUCAAAUCUAACUGACUCAGAUCAGAAUCACAUCUAGACAAUGUUCAGCUAAGCUAAAGCAGCAGUAAGUUCUAAGGCUCAUUGGGCAACUCUGGAUUCAACCCUACCUGAGGCCUUAUGCUAUGUCUCCCCCUGGCCGUGCUUUUCAUGUAUUGUUUGUACUGUUCAUAAUGAAUUUCUGUAAACCGGAUGGUUCUCACUUAAGACUUUAGUAAUGUUUUCUAUCAAUGUACAUUGAGUUGUCACCAUGGACACAAGUGCUGUAUUGGGAAUGGGCAAGUGCAGACCAGGAAAGGGGCCUCUUUGUGGGUCGGUUAUACAGGUUUACACAUCACCACUUUGCAUGUAUAUGUUAUGAAGAUACAUAUUGUAUUGUGAAGGUUUUGCCAUGUCUGAACCGUGUCAAGGAUAUUUUUAGCAAGCUGUUGGGCAAAUGCCUGCUUCUUGAUUGGGACAAACUUUAUAGGACAUAUUAUUGGGAUUCCUCAAACAUUCAUCACUAAGGAAGAAAAAGCUACAGUCUACUGUCUACAGGGACAGUUGGCAGCUAAAGUACAGCUGAACUGUAUAAAGUAGCAUAAGAAUGGAGGCCUGUAGCCCUAUGAAACAUCCAGUCUUACAUACAAUUACUGGCUAACUGUAUGUUACCCCCUGAAUCCCAGACCUGAAGUAGGUUUUGCUACUGACACAAGUAUGGCCAUAGCAUGUAAAUUUGAUAGAUAAACCAGGUAGUUCUGGAUCAAGUAGCCCCGGCCUAUUCCCUGGUUCCACAACAGUGUAGAUCAGAGGAAAGCUUGGUGCCUGUGUAGAUGCUCCAGGAAUGUCCAGCCCUCAACCCUACAGAUGUUUCCAUCCAGAACCCCUUGAUUGUGCAAAUGAAUGGGGCGCACAAAAGCUGAUAUUGUUCUUGCAGUGUAAAGCUUGGCCGUGCAUGGGAAGACCCAUUCUGUAGGUGAGGUUGCCAAGACCUUGUCCAAUUUGGGCGCCCAAGUGCCGUGCCAGACCGGGCUGAUUCUAUGGAAUAAUAACAUAUCUGGGAAAACUAAAGAGAAUGUUGUACUUGUAUAUUAAUUGUACUGUUACUGUAAUUUGUCAUGUUUUAGGGAUUUUAUUUUUUUGCCUUUUAUAAAACAACCUCUCUCUAUUGAGAGCGGAAUUUGCCUACCGACGAGCCAACGGAUAUUCUCCCAAGGUUUGUGCAACGGGAUGGAAACAAAAGCAAAACAUUGUUAUUUUAGUGUUGCUACUAAGCAUGCGGGCGUGCCUAUGACUUCGGAUGGAUUGUAUGUAAAAUGCCAAAUUAUGCCUCUGUCUUCCACCCCCGCCCCGACUGCCGCUUCCUUUGCCCAGAGAGACACCUCCGACAUGUUAUUUAGAUUACUACCAAUGUGACAUUGAAGAGCCUAUGCGGACCCUCCCCCCCCCCCCCCACUUUCAGUUGCAUUGCAACCCUGUGGCACGGAAAGGGUUAAUGUGUAAUCCUGUAAAUUAUAUAUACAUUUAUUCUUU